Messenger RNA from Neltuma alba, 3640 nucleotides. RefSeq names its product myosin-binding protein 1-like. The transcript has 4 exons. Bases 758 to 3130 code for a protein of 790 amino acids. Lineage: Eukaryota; Viridiplantae; Streptophyta; Magnoliopsida; Fabales; Fabaceae. The record is from RefSeq and is a predicted model, not a curated record. Gene Ontology annotation, molecular function: myosin binding.
GCUUAUCUGCCCAUUCAUUCCUUACAGUAAGACAGAGUCUUCAACAGGUCGGUUACUAACAACUUUGGCGGCAUCAUAUCACUCUCUAGUUUCCUUUACGCUGCCGCCGACCAUACCUAUUUAUAACUAUGACCCCCGCAUCUUUAGAUAGUCUUCCGAAAUUCCAACCGACCACUCCAUUGUUUCUUCGACUCAUCCCCUGCAUUGCGAUUCUUGGUUCUGUUCUCACACCACGGACCCUCUCAAGUAGAUGCGCUCAUUUCCUUGUCAUAUUCCCUCCCUCCUCACUGAUUGGCCGAUUAAGAUUCCUCCUCCAAAUUCUUCUCUUCUUCUCCGUUCUCAUCUACCCAUUCGGGGGUAUUUUCGGUAUUGCAAGAGACCUUUAUUCUUUCACUUAUCAGCAGCCGACUUUCUGGCGGUUGUCGGUUUGUUCUUUUAUUCGACCAAAGUUGCUCUCCCCCAAUAGGAAAAUGCGAUUGCCGCGUUCAUUCCAGUUGGAAAGCUUCUGCCAUUUUUGGUUGGGCCUUUGAUUUACUUCGUGGAGAUUACUCAUCUCCCACCCCCCGCUCAUCACUUUAUUGUUCUUUCAGUCGUUUUGGGAUGACUCUGUUUGAUUGAGCUCUCUCACUCCAGCAUUCAUUAUUUCACCUGAGAAGCAUUUUUCCUUUUUGCCUUGAACGAUACUAAAUCGAGAACAUUGGAGUUUUGCCCAUUUAAAGUCGGUUUCGUCACUGGGGUUACUUGAUCUGAUUCAAAAAUGGCUGCCGUGGGAGUCUCAUCUGCUAAUUCACACAACCUUUCCGCGGGCAUUACUGCAGCCUUGGCUUCAGCUUUGCUUGAGUGGUUGCUGAUCUCUUUCCUGUUCGUUGAUGCUGUCUUUUCAUUCAUUAUUACGAAAUUCGCUGGCCACUGCAAAUUGCAAAUACCGUGCCUGUUGUGCUCGAGGCUUGAUCAUGUGUUAGGCAAGGAGAAAAAAGGGUACUAUUGGGACUUGAUUUGCAGAGGUCAUAAGCUGGAGAUUUCUGCCUUAAUUCUUUGUUGUGCACACGACAAGCUUGUGAAUGUUCAUGGGAUGUGUGAAGAUUGUCUAUUCUCCUUCGCUAAAGUCAACAAGUCCAGUUCUGAAAAUUACCAGUUAUUGUUAGGUAAAUUGGGAGAGGGAUCUAAGACCCCGCAUGAGCAGGAUUGGUUAUUGGAUGACCAUAAGAUUUCUCUUUCAACAACAAAACAAUGUUCUUGUUGCGAUGAGCCAAGGGUCUCUUGGGGCAAUGAUCCAAGGUUGGUGUUGACCAAGUCAGUCAGGUCUGAGGCUACUGAAUUUGAUAUUCCAUCAUCAUCAGGUGAUGUUGGAAUCGAUCUUCAUGAGAAGAGGAGAUCAGAACCGCGUUUAUCGGUGAGAGCAACUCAUCUGAGAAGAAUUAGCCAGAUUGAUCCUUUGUCUCAUGUCGGGUACACAGAACUGAAGAUCACUUCUGAUAGUGAGUCUGACGUUGCUUUAUCUGAUGAUGAUGAUGUCAUAAGCACCCCAAUUCGUGAAACACAUGAUACGAACGAAGAUAUAAAUGUUCAAUGUGUACAGAGGGAGCCUCAUGUUAUUGACUUAGAUGAAGACUUGGCCUCUGAAAAACCCUUAGGCUCACCUUCUCCGUGUAAACCGUCAAUAGAAUCAGAACCAGGGAUGCAUUCAGGAUAUACAGAUACUCACGGAAGUAAAUCUGCAGCACCAGUCACCGUGGAAGCAUCAAAAGAAACCUGUGAUGAUUUGACAACUUGUAAGGUGGGACUGACAUCUGAGCAACGAUCUACCAUAGGGGAUGAGGAAAUCAUCAAGCCAGACAUUAACCGAACAACAUCUGAAGCAGGUCUUGUUUUAGGCGAGAAUGGUCAGCAAUAUCCCAAUUUACUGGAUCUCGGUGAUGCUUAUAAACUAGCCGUAAGUAAUAGAGGAAGGCAGUUAUCAGGCAUGCUUGCAGAGCAAUGGCUUGGGAAGGAUUCUUCAAGAAUCAGUGAAGAUUUAAAGAUAUUAUUGUCACAAUUAUCUGCCGCUCGAGGAACUGACCUAUCAGCAAAUGAUUUGAGUCCUAGAUUGUCUGUAAAUAGUGAUGAAGCGAAGACUUCUGAUGCAUCCAACUCUGCUGGAAUGCAGAUACUUCAAAAGAGGGUCUCACUUGAGAGAAAUGAGUCUGGUCUGUCCCUGGAUGGAAGCAUUGUCAGUGAAAUUGAAGGUGAAAGUGCCGUUGACAGGUUAAAGAGGCAAGUUGAUCAUGACAGGAAACUUAUGAGUGCUCUGUAUAAAGAGCUGGAGGAAGAAAGAAAUGCUUCUGCAGUUGCUGCAACUCAAGCGUUAGCCAUGAUAACUAGGCUGCAGGAAGAAAAGGCAACACUGCAUAUGGAAGCUUUGCAAUGCCUAAGGAUGAUGGAAGAGCAGUCAGAGUAUGAGACAGAAGCUUUGCAAAAAGCUAACAACCUUCUUGCUGAGAAGGGGAGAGAGCUGGAGGACUUGGAAGCAGAGCUUGAGUAUUUUAGGAAGAAAUAUCCUGAUGAGUCAACAUCGCAGCACUUGACUCAAACAAGCUCUGAUAUGGAGGUGAAAGAUAUUGGUUUGGAUCAGCCGCAAUCUUCUCGUGCGGAAAACAGAGAAAGCAUCCAUAGUAUCUCAGACAAAGCUGCAGCGCUAAACAUAGCUUUGGAGGAAAAGAAUAUUGACCCUGUGAAAAAUCCACAAUCGGAGUUUGAUAAUGAAAGAUUAUAUGUUUUACAGGAGUUGAAGAAGUUGGAGACGCAAGUGUAUGGUUUCAUAAAUGUCCAUCGAUCAGCGCACAAUAUCGUAAAUUCUGAAUAUCAAGAAAAUUGUGGGAAGUUUGUCAAUAAUCAACCAAUGCAAGAUUCUGUUUCUUCAUCUGAGAAACCUCCAGUAUGCGACGAAAAUGGCAGGCUUGAGUAUGAUGUGAUUGGCAGGUUGCGAGUUCUUGAGGCAGACCAGCGUUUCCUUGAGCAUACUAUCAACAUACUGAGGAACAGGGAGGAAGGACUUGAGUUAUUACGAGAAAUAGCUGAUCGUCUGCAAGAAUUGCGUAAGAUUGGGAUUAGAGAAAUAGAUCAACCUGAUAUUUCAGGCUGUAUUUUAUAGGAAGAUGGAAGCAGGAAAAUCAAUGCUAGUGCGCUGGGACUAGGAGGGAGGUACAUUGUGCUAUAGUGAACCAGGAUUCCUAGACUCGUUGCAAGUGUACAGUAAUUAUAACCCUAUAAACCCUGUACCCUGCUUUUUUGUUGGGGUUCGUUUCAUUUUGCAGAGUAGGCAAGCUUUUCCAUGAGCCUAUUUCUUUUUUUUUUUUUUUUUGGGUCAGAUUCCAUGAGCCUAUUUCAUUUGCAUCGCAUUUGAGUUGUUUGUUCAAUAACCAGAUUUUGGAUUGUCAGAGGAAUGAGUUAUUGGAAUAUGUAUUUCGUGUCGUCUUGCAUCUAUUUUGUAUAUUCAGAAAACUGCAGGUAGACGGGUUUUUGUACUAUAUUCGCUGUAAUUGCAUGCAUGACGAUGACGCCUCAGUUUUAUGCAUUGAUGUUUUCAUUAAGAGGAGUUUUUCAGGCGUUUGCUUCAAGCGUGUGGGGAUAUGGAAUAUCAAAAUAGCAGUAGUUAUCUUCA